AUGGCUUAUGGGGAUGGAAGUAAAGUUAUCUGCAUUUAUAUGUUUUUUGGGUCUUGGCAUAAGCCUACUAUUAGAAUGUCAGUACUGGUUGUCGGUGAUUUCACUGAGUCGGUUCUAAGGAAUCUCAUUGCAUACGAACAAUCAGGUCAAACUCGUAAUUAUGUUACAUCCUAUGCCUAUGCCAUGUACAUGCUAGUGAAUAAUCAAGAAGAUGUUGCAAAGUUGGUAGACUCGGGAGUCCUUGUCAAUUAUAUGGGCUCAAAUGAAGAAGCUGCUAAUAUGAUCAAUGGCAUAUGUAAAGAAGUUGCAUGGGUGGAUUUCUUUUAUGUAAAACAAUGGAAAACAAUAAAUAUGUACUGCAAUGGUUACUGGCCAAAACAUAUAACAAGAAUGAGGAGUAUUUAUUUUAGUAGUCCAUGGAAUAUGAUUGCUCUACUUGCCGGAAUCAUCUUAUUUGCUCUAACUGUGGUUCAGACCAUCUUUACCAUUAAGUCUGCUGGAUACAAGUAA
Messenger RNA from Helianthus annuus (common sunflower), 510 nucleotides. Its product is annotated as putative UPF0481 protein At3g02645. NCBI's taxonomy places the organism in Eukaryota, Viridiplantae, Streptophyta, Magnoliopsida, Asterales, Asteraceae. The transcript has a single exon. The record is from RefSeq and is a predicted model, not a curated record. Bases 1 to 510 code for a protein of 169 amino acids.